Molecule: messenger RNA, 494 nt
Organism: Uranotaenia lowii
Lineage: Eukaryota; Metazoa; Arthropoda; Insecta; Diptera; Culicidae
Product: defensin Lucifensin-like
Exons: 2
Coding region: 37-333 (98 amino acids)
Biological process (GO): humoral immune response; defense response to bacterium
Source: RefSeq, a predicted model, not a curated record
UUGAGUUCAGAACGAGAAAGUCGACAAAAAUUCAACAUGAAAUCAAAGCUUAUUAUUCUAAGCAUUGUAUUUGCUGUUUUCGGUGUUGAUUCCAUUCGCAGUCCUGUACACUUCAAUUCUUUCGAGGAAUCGAAAGAGCUCAACGAAAUGGAACCACCUCCCAGAGCGAAGCGAGCAACCUGUGAUCUAUUGAGUGGACUCGGUAUACAGCACAGUGCUUGUGCUGCCUCCUGUUUGGCCCGACUCUAUCGGGGAGGAUUCUGUAACAGCGAAGGAAUCUGCGUCUGCCGGGAUAAACUUGUGAUGGGAAAUGAGAUGACUGGAAGAAACUGAUAAACUGUUUUGAUAACACUAUCAUUUGCUUUAGAAAAUUCCAGGUAGUUUAAUUUUGACUCCUUAGCGUUUGAAGAUUCAGCCAAAUUUCAAAAUAUGUAGUUUGGAGAAAAAAAAGUGUUAAGGACUUCAUGAGUAAAGUACAUGAAAAUUAGAAAACA